AUGCCCCGUGUUGCUCCCGGUCAGAGGAAACGAGCCUUUCGACCUAAAACCCGAUCGGGGUGCCAGACAUGCAAGUGGGUAUCCCUCCCGUCUAGACCCAGUCCGUCUGAAAAUGCUCGGGCGGCAGGCCGGUGUCUGUGUCGUGUACGGCGAGUGAAAUGUGAUGAGGCCAGCCCAGCUUGCUAUCCAUGUCUCUCGACAGGCCGAAAAUGUGAUGGCUACGGGCCCAACACGGAAGAACCGCCAGUCCUUUCCAGUGCAUUGAUAGGCGCAGUGAGCCGAUCUCCAUCGAUGGGAUACCAAGGUACGGGGAAGGAACGUCGGUCAUUUGACUUCUUUCGACAAAACACCGCGCCCCAACUGUCGGGAUUCUUGGGUGGGGAUUUCUGGGAGAGGCUCCUGCUCCAGGCGGCUUUGCACAAUCUUUCAAUUCGACAUGCAAUCCUCGCUCUAGGCUCCUUGCAUGAAAGAUUUCAACAAGACAAUGGCUUGAUGAUGCAAAGUCAGAGUAAUGGAUGGACCGAUGAUUUUGCUUCCAAAAACUAUAGUCAGGCAAUCAAGCUCCUCGUCGAACCGCUCUCGCAGGACGGCCAACAAGCAAUCGACGUUUGGCUGAUAUGUUCAAUCCUGUUUGCAUGUCUUGAGACAAUGCAAUGCAGCUAUGGUGCCGCUAUCACACACGUCCAGAGUGGCAUGAAGAUACUGUGUGAGGUGAAGUAUAACAAGGAAACCCGUCGGCACGAACAUGAUGUCCUGGGAGCAUCAGAAAGUCCAUAUGUGUCUAUAGAAAGGGUCGAAGACAUGUUCGUGCGUCUGGACCAUCAAGUAACCCAGAUGGUGACUGGGCCGAAAUGGGAAAUCUACGAGUCAAUGAAAAGAUUUGCCCAGCAACGACAGAUCCCAGCUAUAUUCUCGAGUUUAUCAAAGGCCCGAGAAUCACUCGUAUCUCAAUGGCAUGUAGCUUCUUACUCCACAAACAAUAGAUGGGAUCUUACGAAUGAGACAAUUCCGGUGGUUCCUCAGGCUGGGCCCUGGCAGAAGAAAUCCAGCAGCAUUCUAGCGAGAUGGUCUUCAGCAUAUGAUGCCUACUUAGACAUUCGAGGCGACAAUCUGACGCAUCAAAAAAGGAAAGGCACUGCUGCUCUGCGCAUCCUGAAAGAGCUUGGUUCUACGGCGAUAACGCUCACACGAACGAAGGUCGAUGAUCAAAUGGAUUGGGACAUCUUCUGCCCCAUGUUUCGGAAAAUCGUCUCCCUGGUGGAGGAUAUCCUUAAGCUUGACCUAGAACCAACUGCCGCAACGCCAACUAACUGCGUUGACAUGGCCCUUGUCCGACCUUUAUUUGAGGUCUCCUGUCGCUGUAGAGACCCCAUCAUUCGCCGGAGAGCAAUCUCACUCCUUCAAAAAUCCCAUCGAAAAGAAGGGGUUUGGCAUGCUUUUCCCACUUCCAAGGUUGCUCAACGAGUUCUAGAUAUUGAAGAAGCUGGGUUGCAGAACGUGAGAAGCCACGAGGAUGUCCCAGGCUGGGCUCGCAUAUCGAACGUAUCACCGAUUUUUGAUCCCAAUGAGCAGAGGGCGACUCUGACCUACAGUUGGUCGGGAGGGCACGAUCUGGGGAGCCAGACGAUAGAGGAGGUGGUUGAAUGGUAG
Messenger RNA from Lachnellula hyalina, 1650 nucleotides. RefSeq lists its product as uncharacterized. Bases 1 to 1650 code for a protein of 549 amino acids. Gene Ontology annotation, biological process: regulation of DNA-templated transcription. The transcript has 5 exons. The record is from RefSeq and is a predicted model, not a curated record. Gene Ontology annotation, molecular function: DNA-binding transcription factor activity, RNA polymerase II-specific; zinc ion binding. NCBI's taxonomy places the organism in Eukaryota, Fungi, Ascomycota, Leotiomycetes, Helotiales, Lachnaceae.